Messenger RNA from Closterium sp. NIES-67, 1541 nucleotides. Lineage: Eukaryota; Viridiplantae; Streptophyta; Zygnematophyceae; Desmidiales; Closteriaceae. The record is from the annotation of a GenBank genome assembly.
GUGUUUGCCCCAACUGCUAAGUCUCCAACGCUACGUGUGCUGCUGGCGGUAGCUGCUGUGCGCAAAUGGAAGGUGAAGCAGAUGGACAUCGUAACCGCUUUUCUGUACGGCAUUGUGGAAGAGGAGGUGUACAUGGUUAAACCACCUGGCUAUGAGGAUGGAACCGGUCGUGUCUGCAAACUUAACAAGGCCAUCUAUGGCUUGAAGCAGGCCCCGAGAUGCUGGUACAACAGGCUGGCCAGUGCACUGGAAGGGAUUGGAUUCCGUGCGAGUGCAUGCGACGAGAGCCUGUUCCUGAUGGGAGAGGGGGAGUCACUUCUGCUUCUGCUGGUGUACGUGGAUGACAUCCUGCUCUUCAGCAGCAGUGACAAGGAGAUCGAUGGGGUGCAGCGGAAGCUCACAGAGCAGUUCAAGUGCAAGUCACUUGGAGAGGCAAGGUACUACCUGGGAAUGCAUAUUGAGCGGGAUACUGAACGUGGCUGGCUCAAACUGCAUCAGGGACAGUACAUCAACACCUUGGCUGAGAAGUACUCUCUGCAGGAAGAACGGGAAGUGGUCACACCUUUGCCUUCCGAGUUCAAACUCAUAAAGGCAGCUGAAGGAGAAGGAUGAUAGCAAGGGAGCCAUUGCCAUGGCACGCAAUGCAGUUCUUCAUGGGUUGAACAAGCACAUGAGGAUCAAGUGGCAUUGGCUGCGGAAGGAGGUGAAGCUUGGGACACUCGAUCCGAUCUACGUGAAAACUCAGCAACAGCCAGCCGACUUCCUUACCAAGCGGCUAGCUGAAGAGCCACACUGGCGCUGUGCGAGGAUGGCGGGAAUGUCCUUGAACUAGAGAUGGCGAAACAAGCCGACAGUCUGAGGGGGAGUGUGUUGGUGCAUAUUCGUUUGCACGUCAUCUUGUCGUCUGUUUGCAUCAUUUCGUUGCAUGUGUUUUGUGCGCUACAUUGUUUGUAUGGUUUGUUGGGUUUGCAUGUCUUUGCAUGUUCGUCUUGGGCUUGUGCAGAUGUGCUUGAUUUGUGCAUGACAUCGAGCACAUUCCAACGAGCCAAGAAUUGUUGGAAUCGGAGCACAUAUGAAGAAGUUACGAAGAAAUGUUUGAUGGAUUUGUUACAACUCAUUGGAAGUCCUUGUCAGCUGCUACACCAAAGUUGGAGAGCCCUAUAACGAGGAGGGACCAGCAUGUGUGGGACUUUUGUCCCCACCCUGCAGCUGCAGCAUUUGGGGUUUGGAGGCCAACCUGGUACAGUGUGAAUUUUGUCUUGCCAGGCUGGCUGAACCUGAGGAUGGGGAGUCAAGACUUUGACUCUUGUCAUGUUCUUGACCAUGGGCCUCCAGGGUCCUUCCCUUUCAUCCUUCCCUUCCAUCCCUACCUUCCAACUGUGCUUCAAUGCCUUUUCUAUCAUGCCUCUGAACUUGUAAGCUUCAAUCAGUGUGACUCUGAGGAUUGUCAACUUCUCCUAGGGCAGAUUACCCCCCAGUGCGCCAAUCGCCAUAGCUCGCUCGUUAAGCUACGGAAUCGAGUGAUUCAACUUUCAGUGGAA